Molecule: messenger RNA, 875 nt
Organism: Hevea brasiliensis (rubber tree)
Lineage: Eukaryota; Viridiplantae; Streptophyta; Magnoliopsida; Malpighiales; Euphorbiaceae
Product: PLAT domain-containing protein 3
Exons: 2
Coding region: 104-634 (176 amino acids)
Molecular function (GO): protein binding
Source: RefSeq, a predicted model, not a curated record
CCAAUGAAAAAACAGUAAAGCCACGUCUCCUUCCUACUUUAACCAUCUAUAAAUUUCAAUCUCUACCCGCAUAGUCCAAAGCUUCGCAUUUCCUCACAAAAAUAUGGCCUUUUACGCUCGCCUUCUCUGUUUUCUCCUUCUACUAGCCGUCUCAACCGUCGAUGUUUCUGCCGACGAUGAUUGCGUGUACACGGUGUACAUAAGGACCGGGUCGAUCAUCAAAGGAGGAACAGACUCCAUCAUCAGUGUUAGGCUCUACGACGUCUACGGCGAGUACGUGGAGAUCCGGAAUCUGGAGUCCUGGGGCGGCCUGAUGGGGCCUGACUACAACUACUUCGAGAGGGGCAAUCUCGACAUUUUCAGCGGGAGAGGACCCUGCCUGACCGCUCCAGUCUGCGCUUUGAACUUGACCUCUGAUGGAAGCGGACCGCAUCACGGCUGGUACUGUAACUACGUUGAGGUGACUACCACUGGCGUCCACACGCCUUGCUCGCAGCAGCAGUUCACGGUGGAGCAGUGGCUCGCCAUUGAUACGGCGCCGUAUGAGUUAACGACCAUCAGGAACCAUUGUCCGUCGGAUCUCGGUGAUCUUAAAGGUCUCGAUGGAGUCAAACUCAAAUCUGCUGUCAUGUGAGGCGUUCCGCUUUUGUAUUGUAUAAUAAUUAUCGGAGAUGAUUAUCGAUUAACAGAGAUUGUUCUGUUUUGUUUUGGUGUGUGUGGGUGGGUGUGUGUUUUGGUCUUAACCUUGUGUAUGGUAAGGUGUGCUUAAUUAAGAAGUGUCCAAUUUGGUGGCCGAGUGAUGUGGUUAACUUGUCGGUACUCUCUUCAAUGCUCAUUAAUGGAACUGAUCAGAGGCAAGGAACCGUAUUAAUUAA